CCUCGCAUUCAUGUGCGUACAUGAAGGCAACGCAAGAGCUCAAACUCAAAAAGAAGGAUGUUUGAGGAAACAGGCAACACAUUUUUAAAUUAUAGUCUUGCAUUGCUUUGAGUUGGGAUUAUUAUAUUUUAUUUUCCCCAAGUGAGUUUAACUUGAGUUUGUUUUUUUGUUUUUUUCACAAAUGACCUCCCAGGUGCUCGGGGUCAUGGUCACGCUUUUUGGAGUCCUGAAUGUGCCUUCCAAUGAGGCGUUCAGGUGUCCGGAAAUCUGCUGCUGCACUGCCUUCAGCUUCCAGUGCAGCAAUUUCACUCAGCUGACCAAGAAUCGGACAUCAUUUGGGUCCAUACUAGAGGUCAGAUAUCUGGAUUUAAAGGAAGUUCCACCCCAUGCCUUCUCAGGGCUGAGCGGCAUAAAAAAAAUUUUGGUCUCCUACAGCAAACACAUCACACAGAUACGGACACGGGCCUUCUUCUUCAUCCGUGACCUGAAUGAAAUCAUCUUGGAAGGUCUGAAAAAUCUGAGGACAAUUGAAAAGGGUGCAUUCACCAAACUGCCCUAUCUGAAAUAUUUGCGUAUCUAUAACACUGGUUUGAUGCACCUGCCAGACUUAUCCACUAUAUCCUUUGUGGGAAUCGUAUUCUUCCUAUCGAUAGAAGACAACUUAGCGAUCACAAGCGUCCCUGCCAACUCCUUCUGUGGUAUUUCAAAGAUGAUACUUGACAUAAACAUGGUCAGUUGUGGUAUCAAGGAAGUGAAUCCUUUUGCUUUCAAUGGCACUAACCUCAGAAGACUAGAUUUAAGUCACAACAGAAGUCUUAGAAAGCUUCCGGGGGAUGCAUUUAGGGGAGCCACUGGUCCAAUUUAUUUGGAUGUGUCCUCCACAGCUUUAAGCCUCCUCCCGCAGACGGGGUUGCAGCAGGUAAAGCAACUGAGAGCCACAUCUGCUUUUGCUCUCAAGCGCCUUCCUCCACUGGACACCCUGGCUAAGAUGGAGAAAGCCAACAUCACGUACCCGAGCCACUGCUGUGCUUUCAACUCGAGGUACAUCAAACGCAGGGAAGAGGCCAAGAAGAAGCCAUUAUCCCCUUUCUGCAAAAAAAUCCAACGAUUACUGAAAGACAGUAAAGUAUACCACCGUCAUCCAGAACUGCACGAUUUUUGCCCCACAUACCCGGACUUCCAGUGCAUGCCACAGCCGGACGCUUUCAACCCCUGCGAGGACCUCCUCGGCCCCAACCUGGGCCGCUUCACCUGGACAAUCGCCAUUUUCACCGUCUCCGGCAACCUCUCCGUGCUCACGCACCUGCUCCUCGCCCGUCGCAAGCUCACCAUCUCCCAGUUCCUCAUUUGCAACCUGGCCCUGGCCGACUUAUGUAUGGGCUUCUACUUGAUGCUCAUCGCCUUCAAGGACUGCGACUCCCGCCAGGAGUACUACAACUACGCCACGGACUGGCAGACGGGCCCGUGGUGCGGCGUGGCGGGCUUCCUGACGAUGUUCUCCUGCGAGCUCUCGGUUUACACGCUCACCGUGAUCGGCGUGGAGCGCUGCUACACCAUCGUCAACGCCCUGGAUCUGAACAAGAGGCUGUGCAUGCACCAGGUGGCCUCCACCAUGGUGGCGGGCUGGGUCUUCUCCCUGCUGGUCGCCCUGCUCCCCCUGUUUGGGGUCAGCAGCUACAGCAAGGUCAGCAUCUGCCUGCCCAUGGAUAUCGACACUUGGGCUUCUCAGGCCUACGUGGUCAUCGUCCUCUCUCUCAACGUCCUCGCCUUCCUGCUGGUGUGCUGCUGCUACGGCUGCAUCUACCGGAGCGUCUGCAAGCCGAAGCCCGUCCAUCGCAGCAGCGACACCAAGCUGGCCAAACGCAUGGCCGUGCUUAUUUUCACCGACUUCCUCUGCAAGGCGCCCAUCUCCUUCUUCGCAAUUUCCGCCAGCGUGCGCAUGCCCCUCAUCACCGUGUCCCACGCCAAGAUAGUCCUGGUCAUUUUCCACCCCAUCAACUCUUUUUGCAACCCUUUCCUGUACACCAUCUUCACCAGGGGCUUCAGGAAGGAGACGGGCCGGCUGCUCCACCGUUGUCGCGGCGCCCUAACGGUGUUCAAAAGUCACCGGCCGACGCUUCGAAUUGACCAGCGGGCGAAUAUCGCCACCAAGCCAGAGAGCAAAGUUUAGGCUGUGCUCGCGCUUCUUGGUCACAAGCGUGGAAAUGAUCCUCCUGCUCAAGCUUGGAGAGGCCGUCUCGGUCCGCUUGCAAGCGAACUUUGGUGCAGUGGUGGGGCGAAGACGCUGACGUACAAACAAACAAAAAAGCACAGGGAAAUAAUAAAAAUGGAUUAUAUUUACAGUCGCGAUCAAAAGUUGACAUACACUUGUAAAGAACAUACAAAAAACAUUCAUGACAUUUGGUUCUUGUAUGAAUUUAUCAUGGGUCUACUGAAAAUGUGAGCAAAUCUGCUGGGUCAAAAGUAUACAUACAGCAAUGUUAAAGGCCUACUGAAAUUAUUUUCUUAUUCAAACGGGGAUAGCAGGUCCAUUCUAUGUGUCAUACUUGAUCAUUUCGCGAUAUUGCCAUAUUUUUGCUGAAAGGAUUUAGUAGAGAAAAUCAACGAUAAAGUUCGCAACCUUUGGUCGCUAAUAAAAAAUCCUUGCCUGUACCGGAAGUAGCGGACGAUGUGCGCGUGACGUCAAGGUAUAGAGCUCCUCACAUCUGAACAUUGUUUACAAUCAUUGCCACCAGCAGCGAGAGCGAUUCAGACCGAAAAAGCCACAAUUUCCCCAUUAAUUUGAGCGAGGAUGAAAGAUUUGUGGAUGAGGAAAGUUAGAGUGAAGGACUAGAAAAAAAAAAGGGAAAAAAAAGGCGAGGGCUGUGGGAACGAUUCAGAUUUACUAGGAUAAUUCUGGAAAAUCCCUUAUCUGCUUAUCGUGUUACUAGUGUUUUAGUGAGAUUAUAUGGUACCUGAAAGUCGGAGGGGUGUGGUGACCGCCAGUGUCUCUAAGGGAAGCCACGUUUCUCGACGAGGCGAAGCGAAGGCAGCCGUUGGGGCCAGGCUGAGCUUUUUUUUCCCCCUCUACGGUGGAAGCAUCCCACGUUCGGGGGCGGCUGGUCGCAAGAGAGUCCGCAGCUGCCUCUUUGACAGGUGCACGAGGAACGACGCAAACUAUCCGCUCAUGUCUACGGUAAGAGCCGACUUAUUACCACAAUUUUCUCACCGAAACCUUCCGUUUGACAUGUGGUAGGGAACCAUGAUGGCUUGACCGCUCUGUUCCAUAGUAAAGCUUCACCGUCAUCUUUAGGAAAUGUAAACAGGGAAACACCGUCCGUGUUUGUGUUGCUAAAGUCAGCCGCAAUACACCGCUUCCCACCUGCAUCUUUCUUCUUUGACGUCUCCAUUAUUAAUUGAUCAAAUUGCAAAAGAUUCAGCAACACAGAUGUCCAGAAUACUGUAUAAUUAUGCGAUUAAAGCAGACGACUUAUAGCUGGGAUCGGGGCUGAAAUUAUUUUCUUAUUCAAACGGGAAUAGCAGGUCCAUUCUAUGUGUCAAGCUUGAUCAUUUCGCGAUAUUGCCCUAUUUUUGCUGAAAGGUUUUAGUAGAGAACAUUGACGAUAAAGUUUGCAACUUUUGGUCGCUAAUAAAAAAGCCUUGCCUUUACCGGAAGUAUGUGCGCGUGACGUUGCGAGUUGCAGGGCUCCACACAUAUUCACAUUGUUUUUAAUGGGAGUCACCAGCAGUAAGAGCAAUUCGGACCGAGAAAGCGACAAUUUCCCCAUUAAUAUGAGCGAGGAUGAAAUAUUCGUGAAUUAGGAUAUUGAUAGUGAAGGAAUAGAAAAAAAAAAAAAAAAAAAAAGCGACGGGCCUGGGCGACGGCAGUGUGAGCAUUUCAGAUGUAAUUAGACACAUUUACUAAGAUAAUUCUGGAAUAUCCCUUAUCUGCUUAUUGUUUUAAUAGUGUUUUAGUGAGAUUGUAAAGAUUUUAAAGUAAAGAUUGUAAAGACAUACCUGGAGGUCGGAUGGCUGCGGUGAACACACACUGUCUCAGAGAGAAGCCGAGGAGCCAAGCUCACAGCUGCUGCGGGAUGACAAAUAAUCCACUGAUGUCUUCUGUAAGAUAUAUAUCACAAUUUCCCCAUCCAAAAACAUGCUGGUUGACGUAGGGAAAACAUGUUCGUUGCUUCACAACGAACUAAAGAAACACCGGCUGUAUCUGGGUGCUAAAGACAGCUGCAAUCCACCAACAGCAUUCUUUUUUAUAGUCCAUCCAUCCAUCCAUCCAUUUUCUACCGCUUAUUCCCUUUCGGGGUCGCGGGGGGCGCUGGCGCCUAUCUCAGCUACAAUCGGGCGGAAGGCAGGGUAUAGUCUCCAUUAUUAAAUGAACAAAUUGCAAAAGAUUCAGCCAAACAGAUGUCCAAAAUACUGUGUAAUUACGUCAUGAACAGAGAUGACUUUUAUUUGUGUGUCGUGCAGCACUAAUAUUUCCUUACAGUCAGUGACGUCACGCGUAUGCGUCAUCAUUCUGCAACGUUUUCAACAAGAAACUCGCGGGAAAUUUAAAAUUGCAAUUUAUUAAACUAAAAAGGCCGUAUUGGCAUGUGUUGCAAUGUUAAUAUUUCAUCAUUGAUGUAUAAACUAUCAGACUGUGUGGUGGGUAGUAGUGGGUUUCAGUAGGCCUUUAAUGUUUGCUUACAUGUCCCUUUGCAAGUUUCACCCCAAUAAGGCGCUUUUGGUAGCCAUCCACAAACUUCAGGUUGAAUUUUUUGACCACUCUUAACAGAAUUGGUGCAGUUCAGCUGAAUAUGUUGGUUUUCUGACAUGGACUUGUUUCUUCAGCAUUGUCCAGGACUUUGAUAAGGUCAUUCUAAAACCUUAAUUCUAGCCUGAUUUCGCCAUUCCUUUAUCCUUUACCACUAUUGAAAUGUACAGUAUUUGGAGUCAUUGUCCUGUUCAAACACCCAACCGCGCCCAAGACCCAACUUCCGGGCUGAUGGUUUUAGGUUGUCCUGAAGAAGUUCGAGGUAAUCCUCCUUUUUCAUUGUUCCAUUUACUCUCUGUAAAGCACCGGUUCCAUUGGCAGGAAAACAGGCCCAGAGCAUAAUACUACCACCACCAUGCUUGACGGUAGGAUUGGUGUUCCAGGGAUUAAAGACUUCACCUUUUCUGGGUAUUGUGGCCGGACAGCUCAAUUUGUGUUUCAUUUGACAUCACAUGGAUAAAAAUAAGGGAAACUUUUGAUCAUGUUUGUAUAUUGCGCUGUUCUCCACACUGAAAGUGUUUCACACAGAGCCUACUA
Messenger RNA from Nerophis ophidion (straightnose pipefish), 5284 nucleotides. It is a transcript of the gene lhcgr, whose product is annotated as luteinizing hormone/choriogonadotropin receptor. The transcript has 11 exons. The coding region runs from base 182 to 2170 and encodes 662 amino acids. Gene Ontology annotation, molecular function: protein binding; luteinizing hormone receptor activity; follicle-stimulating hormone receptor activity. The record is from RefSeq and is a predicted model, not a curated record. Gene Ontology annotation, cellular component: membrane. Lineage: Eukaryota; Metazoa; Chordata; Actinopteri; Syngnathiformes; Syngnathidae. Gene Ontology annotation, biological process: follicle-stimulating hormone signaling pathway; male gonad development.